AUGGACAUUCCCAUCAGCCCCAGAGACUUCCGCUGCCUGCAGCUGGCCUGUGUGGCCCUCGGCCUGGUGGCUGGUAGCAUCAUCAUCGGCGUCUCAGUGUCCAAGGCUGCCGCUGCUGUGGGUGGUGUCUUUCUUGGAGCUGCUGGUCUUGGGCUCCUCAUCUUCGCCUACCCUUUCCUGAAGGCUCGGUUUAACCUGGACCACAUCCUGCCUGCCAUAGGAAAUCUGCGAAUCCACCCUAACUCAGGACCAGACCAUGGAGAGGGAAGAUCCAGCAACACCAGCAAUAAAGAAGGGGCCCGUAGCAGCCUGUCCACUGUGACCAGAACCCUGGAGAAGCUGAAGCCUGGAGGUCGGGGAACUGAAGAGGGCUAAGCAUUGCCUCCUCUCCCAGUGCUCUCCCAGUACUUCUGUCUCAGGGCCCUCCUUCAAGCUAGAAGAUGCAUCGAUGAGCCCUGGGGAUUUUGGACCUACCCUCUCCUCCAGUGAGGCUCUUUCUAACAGAUCCCCUCACUCCCAGCAUCAUGGCAAGACCCACAGGCCUCCAGUGGUUCCAGUCUCUCCCCUGGCUCAUAGCUCUGUUCCAUGUUUGAUCUCCUGUUGGAAUUUGUCCCAGGGCCCUGAUGUACCUCAGUCAUAGAAGCUGACCACAGAAGCCACAGAUGGGGGGUCCUACUGAGGCUGUCAUGUCCAUGUCUGGAGAGGUGACUUUCCAGCUGGCUAGGUAACUUUCCAGCUAAGCCAGCGUUGAGACUGUUGCUUUUGGACUUCUCCUGGCUCCAGACAAGCCCCUGGCAUCUCCUAUUCUUCCCACUCCUCUUUGCAAGAAGGGUUCUCCUUGCUCCCUCCAAAAGGCCAUCUCGGCAUCCCAGAGCUGCAGGUCCCCCUGUCCUGUUCUAGCAGCCUGUGUCCUCUCUCUUGGAACCUCCAGGAAAGUUUGAAUUCUUCUUCACAAAAACAAUUGCUUGGUUUUCUGUUUUAAGACAGGAUCUCAUAGCCUAGGCUGAUCUUAUGUGCCCAAUCAUGCCUAGCUAAAGUUAGCAAUUCUAUUUGUUUUCUAUUCUGCAUACUGAACCCAGACUUUUGUACACACUAGGCAAUCACUCUGCUCAGUGAUAUCCCUAGAUCUCACAAAAACAGCUCUCAAGCCUACCUAAAUAUGAUGAAUGAUGCUUUUGCCCCUAGUCCCUAGCACCAGGCAGGGCACACAGUGGAUGUUCAGCAAAGGCUAGUGGCUUAAAUUAAGUUGAAAAAAAGAGUACCCCCUAGGCUUUCCUGGAGAGCUAUGUUACGGCAUCUCCACAAUAAGGUUUGAGCCAGGGAGGCUCAGGCACACGCCCUGGCAGAAGGCUGCUCCAAUCCACAUCCAGGAAGACAAUAUUCAGUCUCUGCAGACACAUGCUUCUUGUCCUGCUCUGAAGAGAAGACAAACUAGACUAGUUUUAUUCUUGUAGGGCCUAUGCGAAUGAGUCCUCUCAGAAGCCUUCUCUGAAACUGCCCCAAUAGCUCCAAGGGCAGCUGAUCACUUGAGUGGCUCUGGUCUGUUUCUCCAUGUUCAACAGAGAGUCAGGCACACAGAAGACAUCUUGUGGAUGUUGGAAAAAUGGUGACAUGGGAGAACCCGUCUGGGACAGAUGAAAAGGCUGAGAGAGAUAGCUCAGGAUCAAGGACUCAGCAAGUGUCCCAGAAAAAGUGAUGGAGUCAAGCCUUGCUACCAGGCCCCCUCUCCUUUGCAGAGCCACAGAGCUCAGCCCCACAUCCACAAAUGCUGGUAAGCUGGGUGCUCCAGCUCUCUCUCCACCACCCUUUUGUCUGCAAUUUGUCACUUCUUCCUUCUCCUCAGCACCAUCACCUCUCAAGCUCUUCCUUGAUGUAUGAGAAACCCCUUCUUCAGUCUUCGCCUCUGUGCUCCAAAGAGAUGCCCAGAGGUGAAGGGUGGGAAUUGGGGCUACAAAUCUAAGCUGAGGAGAAGAAGGUUCCCCUCUAUUUGACCCUGUCAGAACGGGUCUCCCUAAAAUAGGAUAUGGUAAGCCUGAUACCUGAGGGGCCAGGCACAGAGAAGUACUUAUGACUGUUGAGGAAUAGAUUAAAAAAUAUUCACAUGAAAAAACAAGAGCUGCAUGCACAGGAGAAGCUGGCAGAGCCUUGAGGUGAGCAGGAACUCUGGGGCCUGUCCCCUCCACUCCCCACUUUUCCCUGCUGUGGGCUUUCUGAAGCCUCCGUUCCUUCAGCACAGGUGGAGCUUCCCAUGCAGCUUCUCCUGGACCGCCCUGCUGUGAGCAGGCCCCUGUGAGGCUCACCUUCUCUCCUGGCCCUGUCGGAGAAGAGAGGAGGUGGGCGGAGCUAAGAGUAGUUUGGUGUGUAGCUCUUGGUUAGUACUUGAGCAGCAGCCACAGAGCCCUCAGCGCUUCAGCAUGGGUGUGGGAGUGGACAGUGGGAGCUCUUCCAGAAGUCGACUCAGAAAGGGAACUGGGUCUUUCCAGAAGUCUUAACACCUGGCCCUGGAUCAUGGCUGAGCCAGUGUGGAGACCAGAGCAGCACAGCAAAGCUGGAUAAGGCUUGAUCUAGGCAGGCCCCUGAAGUCAAGUCCUUACUGGCUCUAUCUGUAGGAAAACUGCUUCAGCUAAGGGAGUGAACCUGAGACUCCCAUCUUGGUCCGGAGCUCCAGGGGCCAGAGCAAGAAGCUGGGAGCGCUGGGCUUGAGUUUCCUCGUCUGCAAGUAGAAGAUGGCUGUGACGGAUCCUCACUGGCACAUGCUCUGAAAGAAGGGUGUAGACAGCAUCAGGUGAAUAUGUGAAUGGAUUUCUCGGUGAACGAAGGGGCAGUGCGCAGAGAUGCCCUCCAGCCACACUCCUCCAUGUCUGCCAGGCCUCUCUGCAACAAAGUCCAGCCUCAAGCUGCCGCUACCCAGUCCAUCUCCCUGGGCCUUCAUCCCAAACCCAUAGGGGCAUGUGGCCACACCCCUUUCUAGAGUGCUUGACCCUAGAAUUAGGUUAAUUAGGGAAAGGGUGCUGAAAAAAAAAAUCCAUCCCUGGGAAAACUCCCUGGCCCCUCCCCAGCACCGGGGCCUCCAGGGCUACAGAAAUGCUAGACACUGCGGGCAGGGGCAUCUGCAAAGGAGGAGGACUGUUUCCACUCAGGGUGAGAAAAAAAAAAUACAGCCUAGACAGUGUGGGCGGCGGGGAAUUAGUUGCUGGGGGCUGGCAACCCACGAACCCGUAGGAGCGAAGGCGAGAAGGACGUGUGCGAGGCUUUUAGGCUGGAGGCAGCUAGUGGGAGCCCAGGGAGAAUGGCCGCCCACGCUAGGAAGGGACUCCAGCCCGCUGGCACGAGGCUGCUGUGAUCCCCAGCCGGGCUCUGCUGUCUCAGCCCGCGCUGUUGUCUCCCAUCCACCGCCGGUGCUGUCACUGAAGCUGCUGAGACGCUACAGAAAGGAACUGACUGCUCAUCUCAGCCCGGCACACCCACUCUGCCCGAGCCCCUACCGGCGGCAGUGUGGGCUGAUCCAGCUCUGCCCAGGCGGGGCCGCUAUCCCAGCGUCUUGAGCCUGACCAACACUGGGACACAGGGACUCCUUUCGCUCAGGGGUCAGCCGGGUCACAGCAGGAGAGUGUCCACGAGCCCUCUCAGGCAAGUGCAGCUGCAGAAAUUUGGGGGUCGCUGGAGGGAUUGCUGAAAAAAGGGGGGAGAUGCUUAUCCUUCUCUGAACUCCUAGAGAAAGGAGGGUACCAGACAAGGAGCCAGGGACCUCUGAGCUUGGGAAAACAAAAGUGAAAAAAAGAAAAGGAUUAGAGAACAGGAGACACACCACAGACUAGCUGUCUUGGCUCCCCUACUCUACCCUGGUCCCUGCUGCUCUUAACAGUUAAAUCUACCCUAGAGCUUCCCUUGGCGCUCUGUACUUUCUCCAAUGCCCAAAGUGGGGGGAAAGCUGAGAGAAGCUGGCAGACAGCAACUCCAAAUCUGAGAAACAAGUGCCGCCCAGAAGACAGACUUCCCUGGCUUCUUGACCAGCGAUCCCUUUCCAUUUGUUUUACUAACGUUCACUGAGCCCUGAGAAGAGACAGGUACCCCAAGGUGGCAUGAAGUCCUGGACACAGGAAGCCCCAUGGCUAGGGGCACACCAUUUGCACAUGAAGGUAGCCCUGGGGGGAGCUAGCUGAGAACAAAGCUGACUUGGAGAUCAGCUUCCCAAGCCUGGUGAGCUCAGCCCCACCAGAGUAGAAUCAAGACGGCUACUUGGAGAAAUCUGGGUGGAGGGAGCUGGGAGCUGGGAGGCUCAGGAGGGUUUUAACAGAGAGAAGGAAUGGGGAGUGAGCAAGUCAAUUAGUGGGAUAAUGAUGAUGAUGAUGAUGAUGAUGAUAAUAAUAAUAAUAAUAAUAAUAAUAAUAAAAGAUGGACUGGAAAGAUUCUUGGCCGGAGGGUCUAAAAGGCCCCAAGAUGGGUUGCAAGUAUGUGGAGGAGAGCCUGAGGGUGAAUGAGGGUGCAGGACCAAGCCUGGGGCUUGAGCCUGUGGCCUUUGUGGGAAAAGGCAACACUGAAAAAAAAAAUCUAUAUACAGAGGCGGUGUUCCCAGGAAGCAGGGCUCUGAAGGCCUCAGAAGCAGAGACUAAGAGCUGAACAAUAUUCAUUAAGCUCAAUGACAAGGGGCCACUGCCGACACUAGUGAAUACAGAGGCAGGAGCAUGAUAGGACAGAAACCAGACUAGAGUGGAUACCCUUGGGAAGGAAGUAAAUUGUGGAGUGUGGACCAUUUGUUUAAGAAGCUGAAAGCUCUUGAUGGAUAGCUCAAGACCAUGGUUGGGUUGGAAUGAAGACGGGACGGGCAACAGUUCCCAGGAUGAGGGAUGGCCCACUGAGAAGCUCCCCUGUGGCAGGGAGGAGAGUUGUGGAGAUGCAGUUUGCCACUGUGGUCCAGCGGGCUUUCUUCUCCUCUCCCAGGCUUAAGAGUGUGGGCGAAGAGUUGAGAGGCAGGAAGCUGGCCUGAGACAGCGUCAAGCUUUGCUGGUCAGCACUGGCAGGACAAAUUGAUGAGACAAAAUUACGAAAGUAACUAAUGCAAAGUCGGUGUGGAUCACAGGCGGACACAGAAAGAAUCAGACAUGAGGACCAUGGCAUAGAGGUAGGGCUCUGGGAUCGCUUGCCAUCAAAAAACAGUUCCAGCAAGGGCAGUGUGAAGUCCUGGAACUGCAAUGGCCUCGGUGCAGACUCGGGAGACAUAGCCUAGAUUUUAGAAUGGGCUCUGCCUGUAUCACCACCACCUUUGUGACCUUGGGUAGUUAGUUUAACCUGAACCUGUAUUUUCUUAUUUGUCAAAAAAGGGAUGGUAAUAUGUUUACUUCUUAGGAUUGUCAUAGGAUUAAAUGAACUAAUGUAAAGGGUUUA
Molecule: messenger RNA, 5385 nt
Organism: Meriones unguiculatus (Mongolian gerbil)
Lineage: Eukaryota; Metazoa; Chordata; Mammalia; Rodentia; Muridae
Gene: Kncn
Product: kinocilin
Exons: 4
Coding region: 1-375 (124 amino acids)
Cellular component (GO): neuronal cell body; cuticular plate; ciliary basal body
Source: RefSeq, a predicted model, not a curated record